AUGCCAACAAGAAACUGUGAGUCAGAUUCUCAAAACAUGGGUGACAUAUGUGUGGUCGAACAGCCAGAAACAGAAAUCCAUCUAGAAGAGAUGACAGCACUAUCUAGAAGUGAAGAUAUAACAACGAAGAUGUCAACGAUGUUAAACAAUAGCACGGGGGAGUCGACCAUCAACAAUAGCAAUUCAACUGCAGUUAUGAAUAUGAACGGUAGGAUAUUAGAACGUAAUGAACCACCGUAUAAUAUCUUAAGUACAGCAGGGCUAAUUAACACCUCGGGCAAUAUCACAACAAAUGCAUCGGUUGCUAAUCCAGCUGAAUCUAACAAUGCAAUAGGGUCGAUUAGUGUGAAUGGGGUUCAAGCAAGCAAUAACGAUCGCUUAGUAGGCCACUUCAUUUCAGAAAAUGUUUUCAAUCUUAGCCACAAAGUAUUAAAUGAAACUGAGAUAAGUGUUCUGAGUAAAGGCUUACAGUUUGUUCCAACUACAUUUAAGAUAGAUGAAGAGGACUUAAGGAAAGACUUUAACGAAUUUACCCGUAGAAUGCGUAAUAAAUGGCAUUUCAGAGAUAACGUAACGGCGGACUUCAGUGAAAUUCCGGCAUUUCGUCCGAAAUCCACCUGGACACCACCUAAAGGUUGUCCGUCCUUAGAACUAUUCUUAAGUCAAAUUGAAAAAGAACUGUUUGAGUGUGUACCGCAAAAACUUUGGAAACACAAUCUUAGUAAGAUUGAGUGGCUAGCUUUGAAAACAUUGACUGAAGAUAACAGUAUAAUUAUUAAACCAGCGGAUAAAGGGUCGUGUGUUGUGGUCUGGGAUAGAGAUGACUAUUUAGCAGAAGGAUAUUCGCAACUAAGUGAAAAUAAUGUUUACACCAAAAUGGAAAGGUUUUCGGAAGAAACUGUGAUGUCUUUGACUGAGGAAAGCAACAACAUGUUUCAUAAGCUGUAUAAUCAAGGAUGCAUUUCGAAAGACGAAUUUAAGUAUUUUUCGUACGAUUUUAAAAAUUCGUGUGCACUGGGGAGGCUAUAUCUUUUACCUAAGAUUCAUAAAAGGCUUCGAAAUGUACCCGGACGUCCUGUUAUCUCUAAUUGUGGGACUCCUACAGAGAGGGCGUCUGAAUUCUUAGAUCACCAUCUUAAACCCAUAAUGAAAGCAGGGAAGUCCUACAUUCGAGAUACAGGACAUUUUUUGGAUAAAUUAAAAGAAAUAG
This is a messenger RNA of Paramuricea clavata, 1210 nucleotides long. The record is from the annotation of a GenBank genome assembly. NCBI's taxonomy places the organism in Eukaryota, Metazoa, Cnidaria, Anthozoa, Malacalcyonacea, Plexauridae.